AUGAUGCCCAUUCCACUGCCCCCUCGAACACCCACUCCACCCCCUGACGAGCCCUCAUCACCGCGCAAACAACCACCCAUCUUCGAUCCUAGCGCACCGUUUGAUCCUCACGCACUCUCACCGCAUCAUCUGGAACCGGACUACAUGGCGGCGUCCGCUAAUUAUCUGUCCGGGGCAACGCCUGAGAAGCCGGCCACCGCAGGAAUGGGCAACGUCACUGAGAGAGGACCUUUUAAUUUCCAGACGUCUACAUUGGCCAAGUCGCCAGUCGCAAAAUCAAAUAUCGGGCAGAGACGUGGGCACAAAUACAAACACAGCAGUGUGUCGCAUCAAAUCUUCCUAGAACCUCCUCCUCGAGCACCCCAAGCCCUCCCGACCUCCCUCCCAAUCCCUACAUUUGCAGAAUGCCGAGCUAGCAUGACGACGGAUCAAAAGAUACGGUUUUAUUGGAGCAUCUGCCACAUGAUGGUGGCGGGCUACACGGCGUGGAAUUCGCAUAGUUCGGCUGCGGUGGAGGCACUGUCACACUUGAUCUUUUAUGAUUCCCUGGGGGCACUAUUGUGUGUCUUUGUCGAAGUGUUAUCCAACUUCGAAGUAUGGGGACGGUCGAGUGUGCGACAUCCGUUCGGUCUGCAGCGAAUGGAGGUCAUUGCCGGGUUCGCGUUGUCGGUGCUCUUGAUCUUCUUCGGCUUUGAUCUGAUUUCCCACAAUGCCAAACACGCAUUGGAAGGAGUGGGACACGAGCCGCAUCACCCGCAUUCGCAUGAGCGAGUGACGACUGGGACAGUGGACGUGGCAGCGGUGUUGGCGAUUGUGUCAACAUUGGUGUCGGCGGUAGGGCUACAGAACCACGCCCGGAUCGGCAAAGCCAUGCGAUUUGCGGCCAUGGAGAACCUCCCAUCGAUCCUGAGCAAUCCGUCACACUUACUGACGUUGUCCUGUUCCGGCACCAUCCUGAUGCUGCCGCUUCUCUCGUUGCACACGUAUGAGUGGGUAGAUAAAGUCCUCUCGUUGAGUAUUGCCUUGAGCAUGCUGAUCUUGGGAGUGCAGCUGGGACGGAACGUGGGAGCAAUGUUGCUCAUGUCACUGCCCUCCAAAUCGGCCAACGUGGACGAGGUGUUGAGCGCGAUUGAAGCGGAGCCGAUGGUGAGGAGCAUCGAGCAGGCCAAGUUCUGGCAGGCACACUAUGGGAUGGGGAUGGUGAACCUGAGGUUGAGAGUGGCAGGGAGCGAAGACAGCCUGGUCAAAUUGAGGGAGAGAAUUACCAGCAUGAUCCGGAACCGGUUGAGUGGAGGAUAUGGACUGGGGAGCAGUGGACAAAAGUGGGAAGUGAGCGUGCAGUUCAAGGUGGACCAAGAGAGUGCGGUGUCUGCGAGCCAUAGCCAUUUUAUCUCUGCGCCGGGAUGGGUGACAUAG
Molecule: messenger RNA, 1416 nt
Organism: Exophiala bonariae
Lineage: Eukaryota; Fungi; Ascomycota; Eurotiomycetes; Chaetothyriales; Herpotrichiellaceae
Exons: 2
Coding region: 1-1416 (471 amino acids)
Biological process (GO): zinc ion import into Golgi lumen; intracellular zinc ion homeostasis
Cellular component (GO): cytoplasmic vesicle; membrane; Golgi apparatus
Molecular function (GO): zinc ion transmembrane transporter activity
Source: RefSeq, a predicted model, not a curated record